This is a messenger RNA of Geodia barretti, 2203 nucleotides long. NCBI's taxonomy places the organism in Eukaryota, Metazoa, Porifera, Demospongiae, Tetractinellida, Geodiidae. The record is from the annotation of a GenBank genome assembly.
CGCCUGUUCUAAUUUAGCGUCAUUGACUCUACCGAAAUACCGUGUUACCAUAACAACCAAGACAAAACACCACAUGCGCGUAGCAGCAGUUCUUUCAAAAGAUGAAGACAAAAAAAGGCAGGGGCUGACUCGUCGUUUGCCCUGGAGCAAGAAAGCCAGAGAAUGGAGGAGCGACUGCAGGUGCUCAAGAAGAUGAUGAGCAUUGAAAAGGCUUCACGGGAGUCCACACCGGGAACUCAUUUCUGGGGAUCCAGCAACACCCCUUCUCGGUCUCAUUCUGGUUCCGAAACCGGAGAUCAGGAACCGGGACAUGGAACUGGGACAAAGAGACAGCAAUUGCCUCCGAGGGUUAAAUUUCUGACGGAGGAAGUGGUUGGAGGGAGAGAAGGGUUAAAAUGGAGGAGGUGUGGGCAGUGCGAGAAACCGUCCGCCAAAGUGGUUUGUAUUGAGUGUGGGGAGAACUAUUGCCUGGCCUGCUUUGCCAGAUUCCACCAGAAGGGAGCUCUCUCCAGACACAGAGUCAAACCUAUCAAGCAAAUGAAGGGAAAAGUAAGAGAAGUGAACGUGGGAAAGACAUCGUGUGGCACAAGUACAACUGAACCCAGCGGUGUAUCCUCAGAGAGAGGCACAGAGAACGCAGAGGGAGAGAGACACGAGGGUGGGAAAGGGAAGAAAGAGAGGAAGGAAAGAGAUGAUGUAAGGGAGGCAGAAAGCUGGAAAUCUCUGUGGGAGGGAGAGUAUGAUGAACAAGCAUCUGCUCAGUCGUUUCAAGAGGCCCUGGCAGAAUGGCGGGCCACAUGUGCAGAACCAGUAGUAGUGGCUCAGGCUACCUCAUGCAGCACACAGACUACAGUUGGAGUCACUCAACCGACCACCACAGUGCCAGCAGACCCAGAGAAAGAGGUCAGUUUUGGAAAACACAGCGGCGGUGGCGUCAGCUACUUUGAAAAGAUGGUGCUCCGUCGACUCCACACGAACCCCCACUCCCUCCUCUCCUCUCACCCCAACACCCAUCAAAAACAACUCCAAAUGGCUGGAACAAUUAUUGAUUCAGAAGAAGAGGAAACUGUUGGGGAGAGUGUGUGCCCUUCGCAGUACAAUCUGUUCCAUACCCAUGGAAGCAAUGAGCCUGGGCAAACACAGAAUUCACUUCUCAUUCCUCGUGUGUCUGACUCGACUGAUAUCCCAAGACCAGCUUCCAGCGUGAAAAUAGAAGAGGUUACAUUUGUCGACGGCCACAGUAGUUCAAGAGCGGCAGAUGAGGAGGUUCCAGACGCACAGAGCACGGUAAAGAAAGAUGUAUCCAGUACACUAAGACACCCCAGAGAGAGGGAGGAGAAGGGUAAGAGGCGCCCACUGCAGAAGCAGUACCGGGCAAGGAAAAGGCAAAAAGCCUCGGACCCCACUUCUACCAACCACAGACUAAACAAGAGAAAGGGUGGCUCUUCGUCUAUUCAACAAACUUUCUCACAGACGGUUGGAAGAAUCUUUGAACACCACACCAAACCUGGUUCGUCCAUUAGGCCUCACUCUGACGGAAAACUCACCGAUUUUUUCCUCUCCGGGGUGGAAGAAAGCGACACUCCAAGAGAGAAAAGAACUGGGGACGAGGAGGGAGAGAGUAGUGUAAGUGGACCAUCUCUCUUACCCAUCUCAGCCACGGUAUGGCUACCAGACAACAGUUUGGCACCCGACAGAGAUGAACCAGGCAACACCACAUGUGUAGGUCCUCUGACGACGUGUGUAGAUCCUCUUGACCACUCAGUCUACUGUAUUGAAACUGACCUACCACCUCCUAGUAACACCGCCACUAGAAUAUCAAGCUCGGUGGAUCCCUUUGGAGAGACGCCCGAAAGUGAAAGCGAAACAGACGGAGAAGAAUUUGGAGAUGAUUCCAGUGAUUCUGAGGAACACACGAGCGAGGAUUACGGUAAGGAUUCCGAGACGUUGGAGGAUUUGGCUUGGGAGCUGCAGAGCCUAACGAGUGGGCGGGGCACUCGGUGUGAGCUGGGUGAUGGUGUCGAGGACGUAGGAGAGUGGGAGAAAGGGAGGGAUGAGCUAGAAGCUGAGAUGGAACGGGCAAAGACCAGUUUUGAGAUUUACCAGCAAGAGCUGAUGCAACAAGAUUCUGACUGAACUCCACACACUCUAGCAUCUCUCUUUAAUGUUAGUUGUGUGUGUAUGUGUGUGUUGUUGUUUCACA